UAUAGAAAUCUAUUAAUCAAUAUUAUAAAUACUACAUUACCCCAAUAUUGAAGUGAAAUUUAAUCACUUGUUGCAAGAAAGUCACCUGACCAAGUGCCAGCAGAUGCAUCAGAUUUUAAUGGACACUGAGGUAGCACACCUAUCCACAUCUAUUUACUAUUAUUAUGUGAUAUUUAAGAACAAGUAUACCAUUUUUAAACACAACAAUUAUGUUUACAUUUUUGUUGCAGUAAUUUUUUUUUUACAGGAUAUUAAGUGUGAGAUUAAUAUUUAGCUAAUUAUCAACAAAAGCACAUUUUACUACCAUUUUUUACCUAUUUUUUUUUUUUUUUACCCAUUUACUUAUUUUUUGAGAAUAUAAGGCAUAGAUUGUGCUAGAUAUUACAAAGCAUGGUUCAUAACAGUUUGUUAGGCAAUAAGCACAUUUUAAGAUACACUGAUUUACAAGUAAUACAAUUACAGUUCUUAUUUGCUUAUAAAGUAUCUACUGAAAUUAAAGGUCAUUACGUUUUUGUGUCUUGUUCCAGUUCACACCUUAAUGCCACAGAAUGUAAAGAGCAUUAAACUAUUAUAAGGUAAUUCAAUUUAAGAGAAGCCCUGCCUCGGAUAUUGGCCGACAGACUAACAGUUUAAUUUCAUUUAGUCUAAAUGUUCAGGAAAAUCAAAUGUGUUUUGUUAAAUAUAACUAAAAAGAUGAAUGAAACGAAAUUAAGGAACAUUUACCUGGUGGGCGAUCCACAAUUCAAGGCAACGGUCAGUACAGUCUGUUUAUAUAGGCCCUGUAGGACCCUCCCUUUUUGGGAAGAACCAGUGAUCAUGUACUAUGCUACACUUGGUUUUUUACUUACAUAGUUGGUGCAAAUAAAUGCUUAUGAACUUUUAUCUUUAAAUAAAUGAUUCAGCAGCAAUUAAUUGAAUAAUCCUUUUACAAUAUAUUCUGAAUUGCACACAUUCAUAGUAUGACAAAUAGAAAUAAGCUGUAGCUAAGCAGUGACUUAAUAUAUUGUAUAAAUGGAAUACUUAUUACAGAUACAAGCGUUAAUUUGGCUAAUUUUAAGAAAAUGGAAUUUGGCAGAAAAAUUUAAGUUGGUGGAAGACAAAUUAUUAGGAAAAGCAGGAUCAGUGGUUCUAAAUGUAUCAAAAACAAAAAUACAAUUUUACUCAUUAAUAUUGUUAAGGUUAAGUUAUUAUUACCAGAAAAAAAGAUUUAGGUGCUAUUUAUUUAGUGUGAGACAAGAAAAAAAAAAUGAAUGCAAUUAUUAACCAAGGGCCCGAGAACUAACUUUUGCUUGUUAAUGAUAUAUUUUGUGUAAUAUAAACUAUGAAUUGAUAGGCCAGUGUUCAUUUUAAUUGUAAUCCUUAAGAAAUAUGAACAUUCAGGGGAGAAAUACUUAGUUACUCAUUACACAUAAUAGAUUGAGCAGAACCCUUCCUACCCUGAGUUCAAUGAUUUCUAAGAAAUAGAAAGUGAAAGGUCCUGUGUAGUUUUUAGGUGGUGGCUGGGUCAUUUUCACUGACAAUGAUAUAUUUUGUGUAAUAUAAACUAUGAAUUGAUAGGCCAGUGUUCAUUUUAAUUGUAAUCCUUAAGAAAUAUGAACAUUCAGGGGAGAAAUACUUAGUUACUCAUUACACAUAAUAGAUUGAGCAGAACCCUUCCUACCCUGAAUUCAAUGAUUUCUAAGAAAUAGAAAGUGAAAGGUCCUGCGUAGUUUUUGGGUGGUGGCUGGGUCAUUUUCACUGACAAUUGAAACAAUGCACCCCUCCCCCACUCGAUGCCUCAGCCCAGCUCCUUGGGUCAAAUCAACUCAGCUCAGACUGUUAGAUUUAUUUGGAGAAACUCAGAAAUGUCUUAAUAUCCUGCACACUGUUUGUAUUAUUACUGGGCCUACUCCAAGUACUUUUAGUAGAUGAAACAAAACCCACCAUAACCUGAAUACAAUGCUUUGUAUGGAAAAUACAGUAAUGGAAAGUGAAAGAUACUCCUUCAGAGUUUCUUUACAACUGCUUCCACAGUAAUAAUUACUGUCUUUUAUGAUAAUGUAUACUGGUUAGGGAAGUUUCCCUGUGACCUGAGAAAUAUUUUUAAGAGGUGAGAGCCCACUGAAGUUGGGUCCAGAUGGUUACAGUGUGGCCAUCAGGAUGGCUGCCAUCAUCAAAGUCUUGAAGCCUACAUUAUAAUCUUGCAAAUAUAGCCCAAAAAAUCAAUACAACUUAUGUUUGAAGAAUUCCUUUAUUAAACAUGUUGACAGCACUGUGUGUAUAAAAUUAGUACCAGUAAAGGCUAUUAAGAUAUAAAUAGCUUUCUUAUUGGUGUUUACUAGUUAAAAUUGUAAUGUAUUACAACCAUCUAAAAUGUUUUACAUGCUGCAUAGCACAGGCCAGUAUUUUUCUGAAAUUGGUAUUAGCAUACAUAAUUAGUAUAUAUUAAGGUUAUGUAUAUCAGCAUCAUAAUAAUUUAAUCAAUAGCUAGUUAAAUGCAGAUUUUCAUUACCAUUUGAGAAAUUAGCAUUUGACAAUUAACAUUUCAGGAUAUAUGUGUGCGGACUUUGCAUGUUCUCCCCGUGCUGCGGGGGUUUCCUCCGGGUGCUCCGGUUUCCUCCCCCAGUCCAAAGACAUGCAUGGUAGGCUGAUUGGCAUGUCUAAAGUGUCCGUAGUGUAUGAAUGGGUGUGUGAGUGUGUAUGUGAUUGUGCCCUGCGAUGGACUGGCACCCUGUCCAGGGUGUACCCUGCCUUGUGCCCGAUGCUUCCUGGGAUAGGCUCCAGGUUCCCCCGCGACCCUGAAAAAGGAGUAAGUGGUUGAAGAUGGAUGGAUGGAUGGACUGAUGUUAUGACUCAAUUAUAUUUCAGUAUAAUUGUGUUGAGUAUGACGCAUAGUGUUGUUGCGCUUGUGCGAGUGACGUACUGAGCAAGGGGCAAGCGCAAAAAGGUUCAUGUCAGUGAUCCAUAAGGAAAUGUAGCUCUGACAAUAAAGUUAGUAAAAGCUUUAUUUCUACAUGAGUAUGCCUGCAUUAUUCGAACCCGUUUAGAGAUUGGACCUUCGUGAAUUCUCCUUAACCCCUCUUACACUAGCAUUAGCAAACUCUUUGCACUCAGCGUUACGUUUGUUCUUUAGAUGUUUAAUCAAAUGGCUUGUGUUAAAUGAGCUAUUUUUUUUUUUUUACCCCUUUUGACAGUUUAGCAGAGCAUAGUUUGCAGUCUGCUCUACUUUUAUCAUCAUCACUUAUCUAAAAUAUGUCCAAAUUGCUGACAUUGCUUCUCUUCCGACUACCUGCUCAACUGACGAGAGCUUAGGCUACGUCACAUUGUCAUAAAGUGGUAUCGGUGCGGUUGUAUCGGGAUCGUUUUACAAGUACGAGUACAUGAGUACAGUAUCGGGCCGAUACUGGAGUACUGGUUUCGGUAUCGGUGCAUCCCUAGAGAUAACCAUCAUCCCAAAAAUUUUAUCUCCAAGUUUCACAAAUGUAAUACCUAGAUUUCGCCGAAAGAUGGCAGUACAUACCUUUAUUGGAAAAGAUAGAGAACUUUACAUUUUAUAAACAAGCAAAAAAUAAUCAAAAUUUUCAACCACGGUGUAAUCUUUGUUAUACAGUAUAAAUUAUAUACCAAAUACUGUUUGUAUUAUUACAUUUAUGUUCAUGGGGGAAAAACAACUUAUAGACUCAGUAAAUUUAACCAUACCAUUUUAAGGCAUUUAAAAACAAACAAACAAAAACAAAACAGAUUCAAAAUAUUUAAUAGUUUUUUAUAGAAACUUGCUCAAACAACAAAGAAUAAAAUGUGUUCAGUUGGACUUCUUAUGUGUCACCUGUUUCCUUCCUGUAAUGGAUAAGUCACUGCUUCCUCCUGCUUAUUGUGAGGAACCAGAAGUGAUCUCUCAGACUUCCUCUGCUGCCUCCUGCUACAUCGUGCAGCUUACUGCACAGAAAAGACAAAACAUGUAUAUAUCACACUGUGCUGAGUUUAGUAAGAAGGCUGGUGAUGUGCAGAAAAUAAUGCAAAGAUUUCUGUGGACUUUAUCCCUUUUCCAAGUUCUGAUAUGUAUGACAAUGAAGGUCAAGGCUGAAAGUGUUUUUACUGGAACAGAAGGAGGCAGUGUGGAUAUCUCCUGUAAAUACCCUGCUGGAUAUCAAUAUACACCCAUGUACUUCUGUCGUGAUCCAUGCUCUUAUUCUGAUGUACUAAUUAAAUCUGUGAAGGCUGAUACAGUGGCCUCUAAGGAAAGAUACACUGCAUUAAACACUCUGUCUGCACGUCGCUUCUCUGUCACCAUCAGACACCUCACAUUAAAGGACUCUGGAGUUUAUUACUGUGGAGUGGAUACCUGGGGCAAAGACAAGUUAACUAAAGUAAAGCUUACUGUCAGUGAAGCAGUUCCUACUGUGUCUACACGUGCUCCAGUGACCAGUCAGAAUCAAAUCCCUGAAGUUACAGAGUCUCCUUGUGCCACCACAGUGAUAACAGCUGCUGCAGAGAGUUCCACUUUCUAUGAACAAGCAUCAUCCACACCUCAAACUCAACAUUCUUUGGACCUAUAUGGACAGCUAUUUGUUGUUUGUGGAGGGGUGCUGGGCCUAAUGCUGUGCUGUGUUCUUGCAGCUCUUGUGAUUCUCUACAGGAAAAAGUCCACACACAUCACAACUUUGAAACCAGCUGCUCCUGCAAUCCAAAUUUCACAUCCACCACCUGGUCAGGAGAACAUUUGCCAUGUGUAUGAUGAGAUGCUGGCUGUGUAUACUUUAGCUGGUCCACCUGUAGGAGAUGAAUCUUCAGCCACCUACAGCACCAUUCAGCUCCCUGCUCCAGCAGACAACGAUUGCAGUCCAUAAUCUCUUGUAGCUCCUCACUGAAAACAGUUACAGCACCCUAUAUAUGUGAUGUGCAUAAUACACAAACCAUUCUGUGCAUUUCAAGAAAAUAAGCACUCUUUUGGGGACACAAGUUCUCUUUUUAGUGAUUACUGUCAUAUUUAAACUUAUAUAUUGCUCACAUAUUUCAACAUCUAACAAGACUUGACCUGACUUAAUAUUUGUUAUAGGUACAUUAAGAUGAACCUGAACUUUCUAAAACAUCCUGUGACAAAUUGACACAUGGGCUUCAAUGCAGUACUUCCGGUGUGAAUGCAAGGCUUAUUUUAUCCUGACUUGCAGCUCUUAUGCAACACAUGUGUAUGUAAUGCUUAUGCAGAGUGAAUGCACACUCAGUUUAACUAAGAAGCUGUAUUCACUAACAACCCACUGGUACUAAUAUACCAUCUGUGUAAAUGUUACAUAAUUGCACCCACAGGAAGUGGCUGAACUGUGAGACGCGCCACAGAGAAAUAGUGUUGGUGUUCACUGUGGACUACACUUUGUCUAAUACAUGAAAAACUUCAUAAAUCACAACAAUCUAAGUAUAUUUCUCUCUGUGUCUGAUGUGGGUUUAACACAAAGUUACUAAUCGUUCAGGAGAUAAGUAAGAAGUGGAGUUAAAUAGGCAAGUUUAGUACACAUGAUGCACUCUUGUUUUUACACAUAGCCAUGGUGUUAUUUUUAAGAUGUGAGGUUUUAUUGUUGAGAUGUGACAAUGAUAAAGUUGAAACCAUAUUCAGCAAAAUAAGUAAAAAUGUCAACUAUGAACAUAAGACAACUACGAAUGUAAAUAAACAAUUAAAAAUUUAAUUCUCCUUCAUAGAGAAUAGCUGAAAAUAUUUGUUAAAGCGAUUAAUGUUGUUGUGCUAUUUGUCCAAAUAAAGACCAAAAGCAAGCACCAUAGAAGGCCUGUGUGAAGUUGGCCCCUCACCCAACGCAAAACGCUGGAAAAAUAGUCUCAAUCGUUUGAGAUGGUUUGUGCCGUAAAAAUUUUCGUUCGUGCUGCUUUGGUUUUGGAGAUAUUACAAGAACAUAUAGGCCUAUAGGUCAUUCUGAGGUCACUCAGCCCCACCACAUGCUCCAAAUUCACCCAAAACAGUCUCAAUUGUUUGUGCUGGUUUAUGCCACUAAAAGUUUAGUUUGUGCUACUUUCAUUUUUAAAAUAUUAGACAUUAAUUUCUAGAUGAUGAGUCACCAGCCCCCCACAUGCUCCAAAUUCAACCCAAAUGGUCUCAAUCGUUUGUGCUUCAUUUGUGCCAAUAAAAGUUUUGUUUGUGCUGCUUCCGUUUUUAAAAUAUUAGACAUUGACUUAUAGGCGCAAAUCUCCUCGGUGUGAGCACACUUUGAGUCGAAUUGCCAAAGACUUUGUCAAGACAGAUCAUAUCAUAAUUUGUUCAAUAAACAAUUAUCUUUACUUCAUUCACUGGUCUCUCAUGAUUGAACUUUUCAUUUAUUUACAAGGAUUAUCAUCUGCUACACUUCACUGCCACCACUUCUGCCACACUUCUGUUCAAUAUGCUCUUGUGGAAAUUAGUGUUAAGUUAGUACAGGAAAAGUCGAUAUAGUAACUAAAUCAAAAUUCUGGUCAGUGUAAGUACAAUGUUUUAACACUGCCAGUUCCAAUAUUAUAAGUUAACUUCAAGCAUAAUGGUACAAAAUUCAAGAGAGCUAAGAUUGUCAAUGUUUAUUCAGAAAACUCAUUGCUAAUACUAGUAUGGCUAAAGGAGCUAUGAAAUGCUAAUUACAGCUGCACUUGGUACUCUCUUGUGGGUCUGUGCUCCGCCCUCCUCCAGGCUAAUUCCCCUACACUGGUGGUGGAUGCGGGCACAGAGUACAGAC
Messenger RNA from Ictalurus punctatus (channel catfish), 6686 nucleotides. RefSeq names its product CMRF35-like molecule 5. The transcript is spliced from 7 exons. NCBI's taxonomy places the organism in Eukaryota, Metazoa, Chordata, Actinopteri, Siluriformes, Ictaluridae. Bases 3822 to 4826 code for a protein of 334 amino acids. The record is from RefSeq and is a predicted model, not a curated record.